This is a messenger RNA of Rotaria socialis, 1578 nucleotides long. The record is from the annotation of a GenBank genome assembly. Lineage: Eukaryota; Metazoa; Rotifera; Eurotatoria; Philodinida; Philodinidae.
AUGGCUGAUCAAAUUAGAUGUCAAAUUUCUAUGAAACUUAAAGGUAAACCUUAUGCACUAUUAGCGGAUGAAAGUCGUGAUGUGUCGGGUCACGAACAAAUGUCGCUUGUACUUCGUGUUAUUGAUGAUGAAAAGAUAAAAGCAUCAAAUCAUUUUAUUGAAGAAUAUUUGUUGGGCUUAAUUGGAUUAUGUUCGUUUGAUGCUCUAUCGCUUGCCGGUGCCAUUGUUGAUAUGUUAAAAACCUAUGAUAUUGAUUUAAAUUUGUGUAUUGCGUUUGCUAGUGUCAUAGCGGGUAAGAACGCUGGUGUACAAGCCAUUUUACGUGAACGAUUCAUGCCAAAAGCACUAUAUAUACAUUGUCAUGUACAUCGAUUAAAUUUGGUUGUUGCCGAUGUAUGUGUAUCAAUAUCCUAUGUUAGUGAAUUUUAUUCAAUUGUUAAAAAGAUUCACAACUAUUUCACAGCAUCAUGCGUUACUAAUAAAUAUUUCCGUGAUGCCCAAACUGAAUUAAAAUUAAGUAAGAAAACUCAAUGGUAUGAUCUAAAUUAUUUUUCAUUUUUAGCUCAUACAAAUCUAAAGUUGUGGGCCGACAUCCAUUGUGACUCUCGAUGGACCUCGAUUGAUGCUAUUCUGAAGAAUUACGAAGUUAUUAUUUUGGCUUUCAACAAUCUAAUUGACGACGGUGGCGCACGUGCUGAUGAUGCUAAAGGAUUAUUGGUGGUGGUUCGAGAGCCGAUGUUUGUGGUUACCUUGUUUAUCUUGCACAAAUUAUUGGGUCCAAUUAAAAUUUUAUCGGACAAAUUAAAAGCUAAAGUACUUGAUUAUGGCAAAGCUCAACAAUUAAUCACAUCAGUAAUUGAAGAACUGAAUGUGUCACGAGAUCAAAAAUCUUUUGAACAAUUAUUUGAAACAAUUAUCGACUUUUGUCAAAAAAACAACAUAAAUCUCAAAGACAAACCAAAAGAACAUCGCAAAAGAACUGUUUCUAUCAGAUUCAAAGAUUCAGUUAUUUCUAGUACCAUCGGACAACGUGAUGAUAAUCAAAAUGAAGAAUACUAUAGAACAUAUAUUUACUAUCAAUUGAUUGAGAAUAUAUUAGUAGAGUUAAAAGAUAGAUUUUCGUCAAAAAAUUUAAAUAUUUUAUUAAGCAUAUCAUCAUUAUGCCCAGAUAGCGAUAUGUUUUUACAUUUUGAAUCAUUAAGACCAUUUGCUGAACAUUUGCAUUUCGAUGUUGGUAUCUUAUUUAAUGAAUUAGCUGUUGUCAAACCAAUGUUAAAAAAUAAAUCAAUGAUCACUGUUAUUGAUUUAUAUCAAGAAUUAUAUCCUCUCAAAGAAGCGUUUCAAAUACUUGUUGCACUUAUUGAAUGUGCCAUGACUAUUCCAGUUUCUUCAACAACAUGCGAACGCACAUUUUCAAGAAUGAAACUGAUCAAAACAACAGUGCGAAAUACAAUGACUGCUGAUCGCCUGAGUGAUUUGUGUUUAUUAGCUGUCGAGCGUGAUAUUGAUGUAAACUUUGAGCAGCUUAUUGAUAAAUUCUCAGAUAUCCAUAAAAAUAGUCGAAUUAUGUUGAAAUAA